GGCGCCCUUGUCCCCCUCUGCUCGCCUCCCUCCAACCAAGCAACCAACCACCUCAAGCAACGACCCACCAUGGCCGACGACGCCCCCACCUCCGGCCUCGUCCUCAAGAUCGUCAACGUCAUCUCCUACCUCCUCUUCCUCGGCUCCAACGUCUACACCGUCGCCGCCCCCUCCGACAUCUACUACACCGGGAAGGAGACGUAUUUGACGCCCGCGCCCUGGGCCUUCCUCAUCUGGUCCCUCAUCCACCUCCUCCUCCUCGGCACCGUUGUCUACCAGUUCUUCCCCGCCGGCAAGCGCGUCAUCGUCGACGGCAUCUCCUGGCGCCUCCCCCUCCUCGCCGUUCUCAACGCGAUCUACGUCCACCUGUGGGCGAGCAGGCACUAUAUCGUCGCGUUUGUCUUUGCGCUGUUUGUGAGCUCGACGGUGACGCACAUUUACUACAUCGUCAAGAAGCAUCACUCGCCGCAGGCCACUGCCGACGAGCUCUUUGUGCACCUCCCCUUCUCGCUUUACCAUGGCUGGACCACGCUCCUGGUCGUCCUCUCCCUCUUCGAGGCCUUCGGCACCAACGCCCUCGAGCACAAGGCCGGCAUCUGGACCAAGGUCUUCGUGUUCCUCGCCCUCUUCUUCCUCGAGGCCACCGCCGCCACCUACGCCUUCUCCUCCCCCGAGGGCGACCUCCCCGCCGCGCUCGCCAUCACCUGGUCCCUCUUCGCCAUCUUUGCGCACCAGCGGAGCAGCGCGUUCGUGCACUGGAGCGCGUUGGCGUUCGCGAUUCUGAGCGCUGUUUGGGUCCUCAAGGGCGCAGUCGGCCUCUUCAGGCGCAACGGUGGUGGUGUUCGUCUCGAGGAUGACCUCGAGCGCGCACCCCUCGUUGGUGGCAACUAAGCUACUCACAGUCUCACAGUUGCCGACAGUUGUAUGGAAUGUGUACGGAAGGAAGCGAACGAUACACGAACGAACUCAACGAUCUCACCGAACGUAUCUCACGGACCCCUUAGCAUCUUUGGUGUCUACAAGGUCUCGUACUCAUGUAUGAUUAGUCUCUUUUCUUGCUCUUGAUACUCUUGUAUGCUCUCCCUCAGUGCUUGUCGCUGUGUCAAUGCAGUGUCACUUGAUCGUA
Molecule: messenger RNA, 1126 nt
Organism: Schizophyllum commune H4-8
Lineage: Eukaryota; Fungi; Basidiomycota; Agaricomycetes; Agaricales; Schizophyllaceae
Exons: 4
Coding region: 70-891 (273 amino acids)
Source: RefSeq, a predicted model, not a curated record